CAUCAAUCCACGCGAUCGUCCAGCGAUGAGCGACGACAUGGAGCUGCUGCCGCGCACGCACUCGGACUUUGCCCGCAAGGAGUACUGGGACGAGUUCUUCACCAAGCGCCAGGAGAAGGCCUUCGAGUGGUACGGGCAGUACGCCCACAUGCGCCCCGUGCUCAAGACGCUCGUCAAGCCGUCGGACCGCAUCCUCGUCGUCGGCUGCGGUAACUCGGACCUGAGUCCUCUCUGGGCGCAGGACGGCUACAAGCACAUGACGUCCAUGGACUUUUCCGAGCUCGUCAUUGCCGAGAUGAAGCAGAAGCACCCCAAGAUGACGUGGGAUGUCAUGGACAUGACCAAGAUGACGUAUGCGAAUGGCAGCUUCGACUGCAUCAUGGACAAGGGCGCUCUCGAUGCGCUCAUGGCGACGGACGACGCGCCAGUGCUGGCGAGCGCGCUCGAGAUGUUCAAGGAGGUCGACCGCACGCUGGCCGUGAACGGCUCGUACAUUUGCGUGACGAUGGCCCAGGACUUUAUUAUCCAGCACCUCCUCACGACGUUCGCCGAGACAUUUCCCAACUACAAGAUCUCGGCCAUCGACGUCCCCAAGGAUGCCAAGAGCAACACGCCGUUCACGCCCUUCUUCAUCGUCUGCACCAAGCAAGCGGCGCCGAUCCCGAUGGCCAAGUACAACGGCAAGAUGUUUCACGACAGCGAUGCCAGCGCGCGCAAAGCGUGGCUCCUCCACGAGAUCGAAGCCACGCAGUGGUACUCCAUGUCGCAGCUCGAGCUCAAGAAGGUCCACGUCGGCCGGCAACGCGUCAUCGAGCUCAUGACGAGCGCGUCGACGGGUCUCAACACGACGCCGCGCUACUCGAUCCGCCUCGUCGACGUCCACGCGCAAGGCCCGAACGGCACGUGCGGCGUCUUCCUCGUGCCCCAGGGCCGCGAGCACGAGUACCUCUUUGCGACCGAGGAGGGCGCGAUGGAACUCGCGUCCGGCGCCGGCUUCUCGCGCUUCCUUAUCGUGAGCCUCGGCCGCACGCAUACGUUUGAGAGCUUGGAGGCGGUCCAGCUCGAGCUCAACCCCAAGAUCAUGGAGCUGAGCCCCGAGAGUCUUGGUCGCAACGAGAAGAUCCCGUACAUGACGGUGCAGGAGGGCCUUGGCCAGCGCCAGGUGGUGGCCCAAGGCACGUCGGCGCUCAGUGGCGACUACUUUAUCGAAGAGGUCGAGAGCCACCGCCGCCUCGUCUUUCUCAGCAACAGCAACACGAUCCAGACCGAGAUUUUGCUCUUGCCCGCGCUCACGGCCAAGCAGCUCAAGGCCAAGAAGAAGAAGGCGGCGUCGACCCGCGUCCGGUUUGACCCGACGUACCUCGGGUUUGAGUACCACAAGAGCAUGGCGGCGCUCCUCAAGACGCACACCGAGUUGCACCCGGUGGUGACGCAGAAGCACCGCAGUCUCCUUGUCGGUCUCGGCGGCGGCGCCCUCGCCAGCUACGUGCAGGCCACGAUGCCGUCUGUGGCACUGACCGCCGUCGAGCUCGACCCGACAAUCGUCGAGAUUGCGACCACGUAUUUUGGCCUGAUGACCAACAGCAACCUCCAAGUCAUCACGGACGACGGUUUGGCCGUCCUCGCUGCCGCCGCGCCCGCGUCCUACGACUCGAUCCUGAUCGAUGUCGAUGCCAAGACGGCCGACGAAAAGGCGGCUGGCAUCACGUGUCCGCCGCUGACGUUCUUGACGCCGUCGUCGCUUGCGGCGAUGCACGCGGCGCUUUGUGAGAACGGUGUGCUCCUUCUCAACGUCUCGUGCCGGUCCAGCGCCAUGUACAAGGACGUCUUGUCGCGCCUGCGCACCGCCUUUGGUGCGUCGCCGGUGCUGGAGCUUCGCGCGUCCGAACAAGAUGUCAACCGCAUCGUGGUCGUCUCCAAGGGCCAGGCGACGGACCUCGCGGCGUGGCGCAAGCCGCUGCUGAGCGCAAACUGCCCGAUGCUGCCGGGCUUUGACGAGGACGAGCUCGCGGACCUCCUCGGGCUCCUCGACGUGGCCGACGACGAGGCGUAAUACGAUCGAUGCACUGCUGCUGCUUGUUGCUUCUGGGAACAGCGCAGACAACCGA
Messenger RNA from Saprolegnia parasitica CBS 223.65, 2108 nucleotides. RefSeq lists its product as hypothetical. The transcript has 7 exons. The coding region runs from base 26 to 2053 and encodes 675 amino acids. The record is from RefSeq and is a predicted model, not a curated record. NCBI's taxonomy places the organism in Eukaryota, Oomycota, Saprolegniomycetes, Saprolegniales, Saprolegniaceae.